This is a messenger RNA of Culex quinquefasciatus (southern house mosquito), 2636 nucleotides long. RefSeq lists its product as uncharacterized. The record is from RefSeq and is a predicted model, not a curated record. NCBI's taxonomy places the organism in Eukaryota, Metazoa, Arthropoda, Insecta, Diptera, Culicidae.
UGAUUAUGAAGGAAAAACACAUUUUUUUAAAAAAUCGUAGGUUUACGCUAUUUAUUCAUAGGUGGCGACAAAUCCUCUAUGUACUCGAGCCCAGGAUGUCCGUUCCGCCGUGUCGCGUGCCCCUUCAAGAAUAUGCUUUUUCUUCCGAUUCGGGAUCACUCAUUUCAUUAUGUACCAACAUACUCUGCGGGUAGUAAAUGCAUUUGUGGCCGCAUAGAUAACUUUGCAAGACCUUCCACAAUUCGGCUUGAUUUUGUUGAUGACGAAUCGCUACACCACAUCUUAGCUUUCAUUCACUUCUGGCCAGAUGUUUCUCCUUAUGUUUAUCAUGUUCGAUUCCACUUUGUUUGCGCUCCUUCUUCUACCUCUCCUUCGCUACCUUUUUGACUCGUGCUAAGCCUGUGCGCAAUGUGUUUCUCCUUAUGCAGCAGUAAUUAUACGUGCGCGCUAUAAAAGUGUGGUACAUAGAUACAUAAGCGACGAAUUUUAACGGACUUUUCCCCCUUGUCAAUAUAACAACACGAAAAAAGGACGGUUGAUGUUUGCGCGCAAAUGUGUCGAGGGGGAACCGAUUUCUGUGUGUCGAACCAUUGCGCAGAUGCAGCUAGGUGGUCGUCGAGUUCAAGUCGUUACGGGAAGAACAAGGAUUGUGGAUGUUACUGAUAGUUUUGAUCUAUGUUCUGUUUGUGUCAAUGAUCUUAUUAGUGAACUAGUUGAAGUAGUGAGCAAAAAUGUCCAGACAUAAUUAUACGAAUCCGGCAUUUUGUCAUCAAAGUGAGUUGCCGGCUGGAAAAAUAGUGCAGAAUGGUUCCAGAAGUGCGUACAAUUCACCGGCGAAGAUUCAAAGAACACAGCUAACUCGGUCCUACAACCGCAUUAGUUCUACACUGGUUCGACAGAAUAGUUUUGCUUGUCAUGGGGCAGAUAGAUCGGAUAAGACGAUUUUGCCACCGAGACCUGGCCCGAAACCCAUUGCAGGACCUAAAUCAGCCGACCAGUAUGCGUCAAAUGUGUCUAUUUCCGGUUCCCGUUACGGAUCAGUGGCUUCGGCGUUGGAUACAUCGGUAGGUGGAGGCCAAAAGACGAGUGGGCGUUACGCGCUUGUUCCGGUGGAAGAAAUUCCUACAACUGAAAAAGGAAGAUAUGCUAUUGUGCCAGGCAAUAUAAGUGCAGCUACUAACAGAGUCAUUAGAAGCCAGGAUAAUUUGGACCGCUGCUCAAGCAUCGCAGAGUUGAGCGCUGAACCGGCCAAUUUGUCGGAUCAAUUUUGUAGCUUACCUCCGCUAUCGUCACCGCCUUUGCAAACAGUUCCGCAGAACCGAUUGAAGAACGCAUUUUCAUCAGAUUUUGGAAGUAAAUCAUUCAUUUUGUACGAUCAAAAAAGUAACCAAAGAUACGAGGUUGUCCCCACUGAAGACGAUGAAGAGUUGGUUGAUCCAAACCACGAAAUCAUUCAGAUGCACAAUGGAAGAGCUCAUCGGUAUGCAGUAAUUCCAGCGGAAGACGAAGAAUCAUGUCUAAACGAGGAUACAGACGAGGAACCACGAAGGCUACCGCCACCACCACCAAAGGAUUAUCUCACCAAAUCACAACUUAAUCUAACCCCACAAAAGUCGUAUACUGCUUCACCCAAAAGAAAUCCGUUGGCAACGCAAAUGUUGCACGAGCUGCUAAGUACACCCAAACGACAAGAUUCAACACCAAAGAAUUCACCCCACAGAUUGGAAGCAAGUUCGAAAAUUGUUUCCAGUACACCAAAACGCAACGAAUUUAGACCCCAAAAGUUACAAUACGAGCAUCAAAUACAACAACAGUCACCACAGGCAACUUAUGCCCCAGAACCGGUGGCACGCGCUCAGCUGGCUCAAACGCAAGCUCAGCUUUUGUACAAUGGGAAUGGAACAAUUGCGGACAACAACUUCGUAAGGACGACAGCUGUUAUAAUGCCUCGGCUGAAUGGCGUUAAUGGUACCGGCGGCAUUUAUGGAGAGACUACGACAGCCUCGUCGGAAAUGAACAAGUCGUGGCAGAAUGCAAGUUUCCACAAAAUUACUCACGCUUCGGCCACCAUCGGAGCGGUCUCGCUGAUGCUGAUCCUUUGCGGUUUCAUGAACUCGGGGUUGAGCUUGUACUUUACGUCCAAGAUUGGCCGAGAGUACUACCUGGAUUUGGCAAUUUUCGCGGGAUUCGCCGCGAUCGCGCUCGGCAUUUUGGGCUUCAAAUCUCGACGCUGCGAGUGGCUGCCGAAUCGCAACUACAUCUCCGGAUACAUCUUAGUGACAGUGUUUUCGCUGCUGAAUUGCUGCGCGCAGCUCGUGCUGAUGACGCUGCAUCCGUUUCCGGGAACGCCCCUGCACGACGUGACGACCGGAAUCAUACUCGGGCUAUCGUCCCUGACGCUGCUACUGAUAAGUUUGGGUAUCAUCACGUCCCGGUGGUGCCGUGCACCGCCGCCCGACAACCGCGUAAAUGUGCGAUGAAAAAAAAGCUGGGUGUUUCUUUUGAGAUCAAACGGUAUAGAAUUUAUGUGUUUUACGUUAAAAUAUAAGUAAAAGCUAGGUAAGCUGAGUAGUCAUAAGUCUUACGAUAAUUUUUUUAAUUUAUUUGGUGUAACAAUAAAAUAUAUUCACACUUCA